AUGCCUCUUCCCGACAAAAAUAAGGAUAGCUUCGUCAGUCCGUACCUUUCCAAUACAGAGAAAGAUCAUAAACUCGAUACUCCAAUCUUAAUCGUGGAUAUUGAAUGUCCGCUCCCCGUGGUGGAAUAUCUUGAUUAUUUCCCUCUCACUAUAAAUGUCACUUACUACCAAAGGCAUCCUGGUGAAUCACGGCCUAUUGUUUUCCAUAUCAACAGCUUUCAGACAAUUUGGCUCUAUAUACAACGCGGUGAUUCGUGGGAAGCGGCUGAAGAGCCUACUCCUGGGUUUGCCUUGUUUGAUAACCCUGAUAUACAAGUUGCCGUUGGUAGGAGUGAUGAGUUCGCAAGUCUUUGCCCGGGAGAGACGUGGUCAUGGACAUAUACUGAAGAGGUUCCUGAUAAUGCAGAAGUUGGCGACACACUCCGUUCCCAGUUCGAAGAAACACAACUAGACUGGUGGGACUGGGGUUCUAAGGAGGAUCAUACGUCUACUAUGGUCACCUUACCAUUUGUGCAGGGUCAUGAUGUUCUAGAACCAAAGGACAAUGAUGGUCGGCCACGGAUAGUCAUACCUGCUUCGGAUCCAAUUGAUAGAAAGGUAGUUCCACGUGAUCUCUCAAAGGUUACUUUUGAAACCACAUGCACUUAG
Messenger RNA from Penicillium taxi, 648 nucleotides. RefSeq lists its product as uncharacterized. Bases 1 to 648 code for a protein of 215 amino acids. The record is from RefSeq and is a predicted model, not a curated record. Lineage: Eukaryota; Fungi; Ascomycota; Eurotiomycetes; Eurotiales; Aspergillaceae. The transcript is spliced from 2 exons.